GGAUGAUUGCGCAUGUGUAGAAAAUGGGCAGUUGAUGAAAAAUCCUGAAAGCUCCUGUUUCGUUUUCACAAUUGAAUUCCAUGGGGUUGGCAGAGGCCAGAACCCUUCUGUUGGGAUAAAAAAAAAUACAAUUCAGGAGAAACAUCUCUAAAUGGCACUUCUCUUCACCAGCAUGUGGGACUCGACGAUGUUCCUGAGCACCCUGACCCCAAAAUUCUACGUCGCCCUGACUGGCACUUCCUCUCUGAUCUCCGGGUUGAUUUUAAUUUUCGAAUGGUGGUAUUUCCGCAAGUACGGCACCUCCUUCAUAGAGCAGGUGUCCCUGAAUCACAUCUCCCCUUGGAUAGGGGGUGGAGAGACGUCCACCGAAUCAGCAAGUACUCCCUUGAACAACACGAAUGCAUCAUCCCAGCAGAAUGUCCCCGAGUGCAAGGUCUGGAGAAAUCCCCUGAAUCUAUUCCGGGGGGCCGAGUACCAGCGGUUUUACUGGGCAACCAAUAAAGAGCCCCUGACUUAUUACGACAUGAAUUUAUCCGCCCAGGAUCAUCAGACCUUUUUCACGUGCGAGGGAGAUACUGGUAAAGCCGAAUACGAGAUAAUGCAAACAGCCUGGCGUGAACGUAAUCCAGGGGUUCGUAUAAAAGCAGCGCACAGUGCCCUGGAGCGUAAUCCAGACUGUGCACCAGCGUACAUUCUCCUGGCUGAGGAGGAGGCAACGACAAUCCUGGAGGCAGAGAAGAUCCUGAAACAAGCCCUGAAAGUGGCAGAGAAUUACUACCGCAAGUCCCAGAAUACCCAGCACCAGGGUACGAUAGCUGAGGCAAUUCACAGACGAGACACAAACGUUCUUAUUUACAUCAGACGUCGUCUCGCGAUGUGUGCAAGAAAAUUGGGAAAACUGAAGGAAGCUGUGAAGAUGUUUCGAGAUCUGACGAAGGAGGUGCCCCCCAUCAUGAACGUUCUGAACAUCCACGAAAAUUUAAUCGAGGCCCUGCUGGAGAUGCAGGCGUACGCCGACGUCCAGGCGGUCCUGGCAAAAUACGACGACAUAAGCCUUCCAAAAUCAGCGACAAUCUGCUACACAGCAGCUCUGCUGAAAGCCCGACUCGUGGCAGACAAAUUUUCACCUGAUAUAGCCAGCAAGAGAGGGCUGACGACAGCGGAAAUGUCAGCAGUCGAGGCCAUCCACAGGGCUGUCGAGUUCAAUCCCCACGUGCCCAAGUAUCUUCUGGAGAUGAAACCCCUGAUUUUACCACCGGAGCAUGUGCUGAAACGUGGAGACUCAGAGGCCAUUGCUUACGCUUUUUUUCAUCUUGCACACUGGAAGCAAAUGGAGGGCGCCCUCAAUCUCCUUCACUGCACGUGGGAGGGCACUUUCAGAAUGCUACCAUAUCCCCUGGAGAGGGGCCAUCUAUUUUAUCCUUAUCCCACCUGCACUGAGUGCGCUGAUCGGGAAUUGCUCCCAGCUUUUCAUGAUGUCAGUGUUUAUCCCAAGAAGGAACUUCCAUUUUUCAUUCUUUUUACUGCUGGCCUCUGCUCUUUCACGGCACUCCUGGCACUCCUGACUCAUCAAUAUCCGGAUACCAUGGGAUUUGUCGCUAGAAUCAUUCUUGCGUGGUUCAGUCUACCUUUUUAUUAUAUUAUGGAUAAACUAGAGGCUGUACUACCCAGUAAUCUUCUGCAGCAGUUGUCGAGAAUAUAGAGGGACAGGAGAAUUCCUCGGGAUAUUGAAUCUCACACUCUUCUGACUGACCUAGCCAAGAUUUAAAAGAAGAUAUAAUAGAAUUCCAACAGAAAACCAAUAGAAUUCUUAUAGAGGUUCGAGUAAAAAAAAAGAAAUGAUAGUUUUUUCUAUUAAAUUUUUUAAAACAGACUUUUAGGGAUCUGUGGAAGGAUGAGAAGAUUUUUUUAAUCUUCACGAAUUUCGAUAGGAUUUAAACAUCAGACGAGUCAUGAUUUUUUUAAAGGGUGAUUAGGGGGCAGGGGAGGGGGGCAAUUCCCUCGGUUUUGCAAAUUUUUCUUGGGAUCAUUCAUGAAAUGAAUGAUUCUGUUAUCGAUAAAUUGUGAAAUGUAUUCAAAACGGAUAUUUGCUUUUGGUAGAUUUCAUCGCCUCUUGUACUGAUGUGAUUCUUAAUUAUUUCUUGGUGAUUUAAUUAAGCAGAUUAAAUAUCCCGGAAUUCCCUGGGUAUCCUAAUGUACUUAGACGAAAUUGAUCUGACAUUAUCUCAUUUUUAUACUAACUUUCAUUUAAUUAGAAAUCCAGAUAAAAAAUUAAUUGGUUCAGAAAAAUAUGGAACACCUUUGUUCCUCUUCAGAAUGAAAGAAAAAUUUGUUUUCUACGCAUUUUCCUUUCGUCGAUUCAAAAAAUAGGAGUAACAUAUCGUUUAUCUCCAUGUGACUGAUUUUUUUUUUUAAUUUAUAGAAUCUCUCCUUCUCUUCUCGCAUAAUGAUAAGAUUUUGAUGAAUAUUUAGCAUAAUUAUCUGUGGGAAUGUACAAAAAAGAGUAACAAACAAAAUACUAGACUAUCUCAUUAAUAUAUUUGCUUCCUCUUGUAUGUACUCUGAUUCUUCCUGAUAUGUAUUAUCGCGCACACGAGUGAGGAACUCUGUGCUUUUCACUGAGUUUUGAGAUCUUGUAAAGAUUAUAAUGUAAUAAUCAUAAUUAUACAAUGAUUACGGAAUAAAUGUG
Molecule: messenger RNA, 2689 nt
Organism: Fopius arisanus
Lineage: Eukaryota; Metazoa; Arthropoda; Insecta; Hymenoptera; Braconidae
Product: protein ST7 homolog
Exons: 2
Coding region: 152-1702 (516 amino acids)
Molecular function (GO): protein binding
Source: RefSeq, a predicted model, not a curated record